UUGAAUUGCACUGAGUGCCAAGAUCGGUAAAUGGGCGUCAAUUUUUCCUUUUUUAAAUUCUUUUUGGUCUUUUUAUUUACUGAGAGGUGAGAUGUAUUUUGAAUUAUCAAUUUUUUGAGGGGCUAUUCAUUGGAAUAUUUCCGGGAGAUCAAUUCCUCGAGAGUGGGGGUGGAAUUAUGAGAUAAAUGGAAACUACGCGGUGUCGCAUGCGAUUUUUCAAGGACUUCAGACGAGUAUUUCAUCAUCUUCUCAUUCCCGGACUCAUCAGUCAAUAGAUUCAUUCGAUACCGAAAUGUCUAGUGAAUCCGAGAUAAACGAGUGCUACGAAGAAGCUGAACGAUUGGUUUUAGCAGCUGGAAAGUUAAUCGUCGAAGUUUUCGAAUCUGAAAAAUUGGUGGAGCAGAAAGACGAUGAUGGAGUCGACCUGGUCACUGAAUAUGAUCGGAAGGUUGAGGAGAUGAUUGUUAAUAAUUUAAAUAGAAAAUUUCCGGGCCAUCGAUUCAUUGGAGAAGAAGAAACCGCAAAGGCCAACACUAUUCCAGAAUUUACAGAAGCUCCAACGUGGAUAAUAGAUCCAAUCGAUGGAACCACCAACUUCGUCCACUGUUUCCCAAACAUUGGAAUCUGCGUUGCCUUUUCUGUGAAGAAAAUCAUUGAAUUCGGGAUUAUUUAUAAUCCCAUCACAAAGCAAUUAUUCACUGGGCGAAAAGGAAAGGGAUCCUGGGUGAAUGGGAAACGACUGAGAACAUCGACAAAACAAGAUUUAUCUAAAUGCCUCGUUGGCAUGGAGCCCUGGAUUGCUAAGGAUAAGAAUUAUAGACCCAGUGUUUACAGGAGGAUGGAUGCAGUUAUUCAAAGUACUAGAGGCUUGCGAGUGAUAGGAACGGCUGCACUAAUGCUCUGUUAUAUUGCAAUGGGAGCAAUUGAAGCUUAUCACGUGGAAAGUGUUUCUGCAUGGGACGUAGCGGCUGCUAAAGUCAUCUUGGAAGAGGCGGGUGGUGUAAUUAUUGAUAUUUCAGGAGGAGAACUUGAUCUCAUGCAGCCCAAGGUGAUCGCUGCCUGCAAUCGAUCGAUAGCCGAUCAAUUGAUUCAGUUAUUCGAUACCGCAUCGUCAGGAUCUAGUGAUUCAACCAUGGAGGCUCUGGUCAGAUCAUAGAAAAUCUGCAAGAACUUUGACGUCUUCGCCCUUGGAGUCUUCACCUCGUGACUCUCUUCUUUGUGGAUGAUGAUCGUCUCUAUAUAACUGAGAGAAAAUGAAAGUAUUGAUCCGAAAUAGAACGAAAUCGGUAUUAAUUCCCUAAAAAUAAAGUUGAAAUUUCAUUGUA
This is a messenger RNA of Fopius arisanus, 1325 nucleotides long. RefSeq names its product inositol monophosphatase 2. NCBI's taxonomy places the organism in Eukaryota, Metazoa, Arthropoda, Insecta, Hymenoptera, Braconidae. The record is from RefSeq and is a predicted model, not a curated record. The coding region runs from base 293 to 1156 and encodes 287 amino acids. The transcript is spliced from 7 exons. Gene Ontology annotation, molecular function: inositol monophosphate 1-phosphatase activity. Gene Ontology annotation, biological process: signal transduction; inositol metabolic process; phosphatidylinositol phosphate biosynthetic process.